UUCAUUGAAAUUCAUUGCUGAGAUGAGCUUACCUGAAAAUUUUCGCUCAGUCGUGGGCAUAGUUCUCAACAACUGGACUGCAUUAAAGCUGUCAAUAUCACAUGGGUAUGGUGGCACUCCUAUGGAAACAAACGCCAAAGUUCAGGAUUUAAUAAACAUGAUUGAUGAAGGAUUUGCCACAAACAGUUUUGAAGACUGGGGUGACUUGUGUGACCUCUUGAGCGAUUAUAUGGACCAAGUCUUCCAUACUCUUAUUGAAGAUAAUUCAGAUGAAGAAUUGGGAACGAAGCUUCAAGAGUUGUAUUACCAGUGGUCAAACGCAAAACAUAAUGAUUUACUUGAUUAUUUAUCCUCAUUACCGAUUCAAGAAUCAAUUGAAAGAGCUCCACCUCAGAUCAAUGCUCAGCCAAAUUACAAUAAUGAUGAUGAUAGUGAUGAUGACGAUGAUGAUGGAGGAGGUGAUAGCAGCAGCAAAGGGGCCGGAAAUAGUCGUACUCUUUAUCAAGGAAACAAUAGUCACUCUUCAGGAAAUGGGGGAGGCUCCAGUGUGGAUGCAGAUGGUUGGCAAGUGUGCCACAACCGACGGCAUCGAUAAUAAUUGUGUUUCAGAACUGUUACUUGUAUUCAUAAAUCUAAUUUUUUAUUUAUUUAUUAAAAAGAACGUUUUUCAGUUAAAGUUGACCAUUCAAUAAA
This is a messenger RNA of Bemisia tabaci, 693 nucleotides long. RefSeq names its product pre-rRNA-processing protein TSR2 homolog. The record is from RefSeq and is a predicted model, not a curated record. Lineage: Eukaryota; Metazoa; Arthropoda; Insecta; Hemiptera; Aleyrodidae.